This is a messenger RNA of Chionomys nivalis (European snow vole), 4497 nucleotides long. It is a transcript of the gene Tspan15, whose product is annotated as tetraspanin 15. The record is from RefSeq and is a predicted model, not a curated record. Gene Ontology annotation, cellular component: membrane. Bases 99 to 983 code for a protein of 294 amino acids. Lineage: Eukaryota; Metazoa; Chordata; Mammalia; Rodentia; Cricetidae. The transcript has 8 exons.
GGAGCGCGGGUGGCGGGGCAGGCCGCGGGACAGCCGCAGGUGGGGCCUGGAGCAGUGGCUGAACAGGGGCAGCCCGGCAGCCCCGCGCGGGAGCCACGAUGCCCCGCGGGGACUCCGAGCAGGUGCGCUACUGCGCGCGCUUCUCCUACCUUUGGCUCAAGUUCUCGCUCAUCGUCUAUUCCACCGUGUUCUGGUUGAUUGGGGGCCUGGUCCUGUCAGUGGGGAUCUAUGCAGAGGUCGAGCGGCAGAAAUACAAAACCCUGGAGAGCGCCUUCCUGGCCCCGGCCAUCAUCCUCAUCCUCCUGGGGGUAGUCAUGUUCAUUGUCUCCUUCAUCGGGGUGCUGGCUUCCCUCCGGGACAACCUGUGCCUUCUCCAGUCGUUUAUGUACAUCUUGGGGAUCUGCCUCAUAAUGGAGCUUAUCGGCGGCAUAGUGGCUUUGAUCUUCCGGAACCAGACCAUUGACUUCCUGAACGACAACAUUCGGAGAGGAAUUGAGAACUAUUAUGACGACCUGGACUUCAAGAACAUCAUGGACUUUGUUCAGAAGAAGUUCAAGUGCUGCGGCGGGGAGGACUACAGAGACUGGAGCAAAAACCAGUACCAUGACUGCAGCGCCCCCGGGCCCCUGGCCUGCGGGGUGCCCUACACCUGCUGCAUCAGGAACACGACAGAUGUCGUCAACACCAUGUGCGGCUACAAAACAAUCGACAAGGAGCGCCUGAGUGCCCAGAACGUCAUUCACGUGCGGGGCUGCACCAACGCCGUGUUGAUAUGGUUCAUGGACAACUACACUAUCAUGGCAGGUCUCUUACUGGGCAUCCUGCUUCCUCAGUUCUUUGGUGUGUUGCUGACAUUGCUGUACAUCACCCGAGUGGAGGACAUUAUCUUGGAGCACUCGGUCACCGACGGAUUGCUGGGACCUGGUGCCAAGUCCAGCGUGGACACAGCAGGCACUGGGUGCUGUCUGUGCUAUCCCAGUUAGGACUUGGUCGGGCACAGCAGCCUCAGCAGGACUGUACUGCACGGCACACUCCUGUCUACACAAGCCAGACAGAGGAGCUCCAGGUCCCCUGCCCACUUGAGGCGCCGACCAAAGCCCAGGGUGUACGUGCCCGUGUACAGUGUCCGAUGGCCACUCCUCCCAGGGGAUGGCUGAGCCUGCGGAACCCCAGGGGAUAGGGAUAACCCAGCUCCAGUUCUGGGCCCCAAAGAAGGAAGUUCAGGGCACAGGAUGGGCUCAGUUUAUUUUUCACAGUGCCUUGGCCAGUGGUCAUUACGCCCCGCCCCUUCAGGAGCAGUUCUGCGGUGGUUUUCAGGAGAGAGGAGAAAGUGCUGGGUUCAGUCCCAGUCCCACUGAGCCAGAUGUGCGGUUGGACCAUGUCUCAAAUUUCCAGGUGCCUUGAGCCCUCUGUAAGGCUCCUGCAUUGCCCACCUAUUUUCUACGUGGUUUUUUAAAAAAUAACAUUCAUGUUUUGUACACAAUUAACAAGAGUUUCUGGCUACUCAAAACUGGCCACUCCCACUCCCCCUCCCCAGUUCACUCUUCCCUCUGAGUCAGCUCAUUAAUCAAACAAUAAAGAUGUGAUUUUGGGGGGGAUGGUGGUCUUUCAUUUCUAUUAUUUGAAAGUCUCUCGUUGGUGCAGGGGUUGAAGGAGAAGCUGCUCUGGAGUGAAGAUUGGUAUAACUGAGGCCAGGGGGGCAGCAUGGACAGCGCUAGUAUUUCACACACUAGGGGAAACUGAGGCUGAAUGGUAAGGCAUAAAACGCCAUAGGUGGAGAAAUGGUCACACGGAGAAGUAGCUGAGCCCAGGACUCGGGAAGGAGAUCUGCGACGGCAAAUCUACCCGUGUUAUAUAGAAAAUCCUUGGUAGGAAUCCGCAGGUUGUAUCCAGGGACUCACGCCAAGCAAAGCUUGGUGCUGGUCGCCCCCUGCUGGAAAUGGCAGGUCUUGCAGGAAGCGUCAACACAAGCAUGUGUCACUCCCAACCCCGCCUGGGUUCUAGGUUUUCGGGGACGUUCUUAGUAGAUGGGUCAGUAGAAAUAAAAUGAGAAUCUCAGUGGUAUGGGGAAGGGCAGGGGCGGGGCUUUAAAAAGAGCACUACGGCAAUGAGGACAUCAAAGGCCACAUGAGGCCAGGCCUAAACAUCUAGCAUAAAUGGUAAGGCAUCUAAUGCUCGUAGCUGUUUGUAGCCCUUCCUGUUAUCUCAGUUUUGAUGAUAGGAAACAGGCAGAGUGGUUAAGUAACUUGCGGAUGCACGGGACUGCUUAUAUAGCAUCUCUGCUUGAAUUGUGUCUGUCCAUAGACUCUCCUCGGUGUGCGAAACCAGGCUUGACGAGGCUGUGGCUCCCAUGCUAUGGAUGCUUCUGCCCAUCCCCCUUUGGUUGUUGAGAUAGUUGCAUGUAGUCCAAGCUGUGUAGCCAAGGAUGGCCUUAAACUUCAGACUCUCCUGCUUCAUCCUCAUGAAUGCUGGGAUCACAGGCUGGCACCCCCACACCCUGGUUAUGGAAUGCUGGGGCUGGAGGCUCUUUAUAUCCUGGGCCCCACUGAGCCCCUUUGCCUUGGGCAUAGGGCCGACUGUUGAGCCUUCUAGCUCUGGUUGCUCUCAGAAUUCUUCUGUGCCCAGAGGAGAGGGCAGACACCUGUGAGGCACGACUAAUUAAAAACUUAGGGAGAGAAACUAAGGUUCAACCUGAAGAUCCGAAAAGCAAAGCAGCCAGCUACUGGCUCUUCCCUUGACCUCAGUCCGAAAUGGCGAUCCUGCCUCCAGGAAUCUGAGAGUGAGACUGAGUGUUAAGAGAUGUUUCCUGCUGAUUUAUAAUCCUCUCUAGGUCUGGGAUUAAAGGCAUGUACCACCUGGUUUCUGUGGCUACUAGUGUGUCUACUGGGAUUAAAGGUGUGAGUUACCACUACCUGGUCUGUAAGGCUGACCAGUGGGGCUGUUUUACUCUCUGAUCUUCAGGCAGGCUUUAUUUAUUAAAAUACAAUUGAAAUGCCAUUAUACACUCGUGGCACAGUAACAUGGCCAGGACACGCAGAGGGGGUAUGGGACUACUCUGGAGUCUGCUUAUAAAAGCCUGCUACUCCACAGUGCCAGAGCCUGGUGACUCUUAACAACCACCAGGGCUGGAGGUUGUUGCCCUUCCAAGCCUGAGUUCCCCAUGUGCACUCAGACCUCCAAACCUGUCUUGUCCCUCUCAAAAGCGCACAGAGAGAGCUUUGCCAGCCAGUUUCAGAGGUCUUCUCUGCCACGGCCCCUUUCUGUGACUCUAUGUCAAAGAUCCCAGUGUCACCUUGUCUCCCAAGACUAGACCCUAACCCACCCACGCGGGCUUCAGUUUUGAAGAUUUUGGUUUUGUUUUGGAGACACGAUUUCUCUGUGUAGCUCUGGUCAUCCUGGAACUCACUCUGUAGACUAGGUUAGCUUCGAACUCAGAGAUUCACCCGCCUCUGCAUCCUGAGUGCUGGGAGGCACCACCACUGUCUGACAGUUUUAAAGAUUUCCGUUACAAGGAAAAUGCAUUUGGGAAUGCUGACAAUUGCAUUUCAAACCUGGGACAAUGGCUGAGGUGCCUACUUGACCUAUCAAAGCGGCUGCUGGCUGCCAGUUUCUCCCAGUAUUCCUCAGCCCCUACCUGUGACAGGGUCCUCCUGACUUGCAAACUCAGCCUCCUACUCUAAAUUUCUCCAGCCCAGGGCACUGAUUUCAUGUGAAAAUUCCAAAAACUGUCUGGAAACUUCCUUUUAAGGUUUAUGCAAGUGGGUACAAAUUUGCCAAGCAUGGGGGAUGCAUGCCUGAAAUCCAGCACUCAGAAGAUUGAGGCAGGAGGACUGUAUUCAAAAUAAAACACCUCUGUAGUUUUGUCCUGUAUCCCUGCCACCUUUUGCCUUUCCUUCUGUGGGUCAAAAUAAACCUUUUCUUAAAUUUCUUCUCUCAGAUAUGCUGUCAUAGCAAUGAGAAAAGUAACUGAGACGGGACUCCAGUGUUUAAAGAGACAGACAGAAGCAAUGAAAGCAUCAGUGCAAUUUAAGAUAAUAAACACAUUCAUUGCUCUAAAGAACGUUCUGUUACAGGAAUUCUGUCACUGGUCCGCUAACCAAUUGUAGGGAGCAUUUUGGUCUAAGAGGCGGGGUUAGCAUUGGGAAUGGACAGGCAGAGCUGAGGGAUGCAUGGGCCCUAUGUGCCCUUUGGAACAGGGAACAGCAGCAGUGGAGCGGCUGGUGACUCAGCUCAUUCUCCAUUCUGUCUUGUGAUAAUUGUAUUCGGAUUUUGCUGAUAAUAAAUGGUAAUCAUUUGACUUCAUUGAUCAUCAGUGCCCACCGUGGGUCUCUGCUUACAAUUUUCUCCUAAUCCCUUCUUCCUAGCCCUCCCCUGCUCUAGGAAAUUCUUCAGCCAGUAGAUACUAGCCCACUUGGGCAUGGCCUCUUAUACUAUAAGUGCUGAUAUAAAGUGUGUGUGUGCUAGCUCUCUCUUCCAGAUGCUGGAUUAGGUUGCUGU